Oryzias latipes (Japanese medaka) is the source of this 6660-nucleotide messenger RNA. RefSeq names its product mediator of DNA damage checkpoint 1 (gene mdc1). The record is from RefSeq and is a predicted model, not a curated record. Gene Ontology annotation, cellular component: nucleus. Lineage: Eukaryota; Metazoa; Chordata; Actinopteri; Beloniformes; Adrianichthyidae. Gene Ontology annotation, molecular function: protein binding.
AGCCAACCGCCUUCAGCACUUAACAACCUCUUUUGGGCGUGGCUAUCCAUAGCAUGUUGUGAGAUAGUUUUGUUUAGGAUUUUAAAGAAAAGCACGGAGAGAUAUAAGCGAGGCCGCGAUCCGUUUUUAGGAAUGGAUGCUACUCAGGCAAUCUGUGACUCGAUAUUGGAGUCAGAUGAUGAAGGAAAGGAGGAGAAACAAAGUGAGGAAGAGCGACUACUGGCCAAACUGUGCAUCUUGAAAAAUCCACACAUCCCCGAGGCUGAGUUGCCCCUCACUUUGGGAGAUAAUAUUUUGGGACGUGAUCACAACACCUGCACUGUGCCUUUGGCCGCCCCCUCAGUGUCCAAACAACAUGCCACCAUUUCUAUCUCGGCCUACCGGAGGAAAGGUUGCCGGGGCGAAUUCGACGUGGAAGUUUUGGUUUGGGACCUUGGGAGCAUGAAUGGGACCCGUAAAGGUCACUUGAAGCUGACCCCCCAUGUACGUUAUGCUCUCACCGAAGGCGACAGCUUGGUGGUAGCUGACAUCCCAUGUCAGUAUGUUAGCUGUUCUGCAGACUCAGCCUCUUCUCAGAAUGACACGAGGACCCCAGAGAGCAGAAAAUCCAAAGUGAAGACUACACUACACGAUGCUUCAGGGGGAAAGGGGGGCACCUCAAGCACUGGUAACAAGGACUGUGUCAAUGGAGGUGCAAACACAAGGGUGUCAUUUGGGAAGACUCCUGUCGGAGGUACUUGUCUUUCUUUUGAGCAAACUCCAACUCAGCCAGAAGGGACUUUGGUACCAGAAUCUGAUUCAGAUUCAGAUGGUGAAAAAGAGAAGGGAGGACACAGAAAAUGGACACAUUUGGCAUCUGAUUCUGACUCUCACAAGUUGAGUUUCAACUCUACAACAUUUUUAAGCCCUGCAAGCAGGAUCGUCCCUGAAAGUGAAGAUGAAAGUUCCAGCACACCGUCCUCCUCCACUGCAGGUAGACGCGACAGCCGACAGCAGCCGGAGACAAAAAGGUCACCUGGAAUUUUGGAAAGCUUUGGGACCACUUUUGAGGAUGAUAAACAAAAUGUGAUGCAUGAUAGCAGUGUGGAGGGAGACGCUGAACAGCCUGUAUCUGCACCUGGACUCUCCAGAGAUGCUUUCCCUGCUUUUAACAUGGACAGUGAUGUGGAGGAAGAGGUUUCAUCAAAAGAACCCCAAUGCUCAAAUGGAAACCAAGAAGUUGGUCAGCCACCAAACACAGAUUUGUUUUACAUGGAGAGUGAUACAGAUGUCGAUGAAGAUCAAGGGGCUCCCACUAAGGGUCCUGGUACCGACUCCUCCUUUAGUGAUUCUUCCAAGCCCCCACUGGCUCCCUCAGUUAUUCGUCCUGAGGGAGUCACCAUGGACAGUGACACUGAUGUCGACGAUGCUGUGUCAGAAACUGCCGCUGCAACGUUUCAGACCACAAACACAGCCAACUCUGACUUUUUGGCUGAGGCCAGAGAUUUCCACUUGGACAGUGACACAGAUGUUGAUGAAGAGGAGGGGUGUGAAACAAACGGCAAAUACUCCCCACCAAAUAUAAAGCUUGAAUCUGCCCCUCACAGCCUCUGUGUAAAGACAGACCCUGCAGAUAAAGAAGCUGUUUUUAACUCCGGUGUCACUGAAACGUCAGCAUGCUCUGCCGCAGACGCAGGAACUCAUUUGGAUAUGCUGUCAGACAGCGACACAGAUGUUGAAGAAACUUCUGCAAUGGCAUCUGGUGCUGUCACAAACCCAUCAGCAUCCAAAGAACCGGGUACGAAGGCAGCUCCUCAGUCAGAUUCGGAUGCAGACACAGAUGUCGAUGAAAGCAGCAUGUCAAAUGCGGGGAAAGGAGUCAUACCGAAUGACCUUGGAGCAGACAGUAGUGAUGGAAAAGAGAACCCCAUUCCAGGUCUGCAGAGAGAAAAUACCCCAGGGCUGCAGCUUCCUCUUCUGCACAACUGCUCCACUCCUGUCCAAAUAUCAGCUGUUGCAUCUUCUGCUGUGAGGCCUUUUGCUCUGUCACCCUGCUCAGACAGCCAGGAGGAUGAAGACCUGGAAGUAGCUGAGACCCAGUUCUUUGCCUUUCAGACAGGGGACGCUCAGUCUUCUACUAGCAAAACAGAUGAGCGCUCCAGCAAAGGAGACUCCUUCCAGCUUGGACUGUCUGACAGCAGCCAUCUGCAAUGUCAGGGCACAGCUGGGACCAUGGAAAGCACCCAAGCUUUUGUCUUCACAGAAGGAGCCCCACAUCUGGAAGACACCCAGGUGUAUGCAGCUGGUGCUGCUGCAGGGAGAGUUUACGCAGGUGAUGAGUCAAACAUGGAGGCCACACAGGUCUAUGGAGAAGAGGAGGAGCCUGUUCAGUGCUCAGAAGUGCCUGAAAAAACAGAUGUAGCUUUUGAGGCAACACAGGCUUACAUUUCAGAUGGAGAUGUUGGAGCUGCUUUAUCUAAUGUUGCAGAGGCUGAAACUCAGUUAGUGCCCUUCUCUGUGACAGAGACGAGUUUGGAAACAACUAAACUGGCUUACUCUGCACGAGAAGCUGCAGGAAAUGAAAAGGCGAGGAGAGUGGAAAAUGCUUGCCCUCAGGAGCAUCUCACUGAAUCUCCGCCUAUAGCUGAAACUCAGCCCAUGUGUGCUAGUGAGUACGAGGAGAGCGAAGAAGAGGUGCUGCUCCCAGGUCUGCUGAAAAGACGAGAAACACCCCAUCAGACAACUCCUCCAUAUUCUUCCUCAUUAUCACUGUCUGAAACUCAGCCUUUGGCUGCGGAUGACAAUCUGCAGUUGGAUUUAUGUGACGAUCAUGAAAGUGGUGAAGGUUUUAGGAUUUGUGCUCAAACAAGUGAAGCACAGCAGCAGCAUGCUGACAACGAUGAAACACACAGACUCACAAACAUUGAAGUUUCAUCAAGUGCUGAGACCCAGCUAUAUUCUGUAAAUGAGGAUGAUGAUGAUGCAGACUCUGCACCAGGACUGCGAAGAAGAAAAGCGAAACCUCUGCAAUUUGAUGAAUCCCCCGCUGUUGAAACUCAGCCCUUGGAGGAACAUGACGGCGAGCUAAGCAACAAAGAAGACUCUAUUUCCUGCUUUCGAAAACAGAAAGAAAAUCCGCUGCAGCCGGAGGAGGAGAGCACUCAGUCACUCGUUAGUUUUCAAGCUGCUGCCAUCCACUCUUUGUCAGCAGGGACUGAGUUAGACCAGGGAAGUGAUGAUGAGGUAUCAGCGCCCAUUCUUCGAAAACGGAAAGCAAAGCAGCUUCAUAUUGAAGAAGAAGAAACACAGCAGCUCGCCAACUCUUCUGAGACCCAGUCGGCUGCUACAGGUGAGGAUGGCGAUGAAGACUUUAUGCCAGGACUGCGAAGAAGAAAAGCAAAACCUCUCCAGAUUGAAGACGAAUCCCAGUCCCUGCCGGCGUCUGAGGCCGCUGCUGUUGAAACUCAGCCCAUGGUGAUGAGUGAAGAGGCAGCUUGGGCUGAUCAGAGCUCAAUUUCAGGCCAAAGGGGGGGGGAAACAAAGCAGCUUCAUGUAGAGGAUGAUCAGGAAGACUCUGAGGUUAAAGCUCCUUUAACGUUAGUAACUUAUGGAGACAAAGUCCUGGAUAAAGAAGGAAUUAAGUCAGUAUUAAGAGAAAAAGAAGAUGCAGAUGUAUUACUUAGUCCUGUAAGACAGACAACGAUGGAAAACCAAAUCCCUACGGGUACCACAGAGGAAAGAGGAAGAGUUAAAUCUAGUGACUGCAAAACUGAGGAAGAGGAGAAGCAUGCUGAGCAGAUGAGAGGAAGAAAAACUGUGAGGCAGGAGGAAGAUGAGGAUGAAGAGCAGCAAAGAAAGAGUGCAGAGCAGAAGAAACUACAAGAGGAAAUUGAUGCUACAGGGCUCAGAAAAGAAGAGACUGAAAAGGAGAAGAGGGAGACAUGUGACAUGGAAAUGGAACGGGAGAAGACGGAGAAGCAUCAGGAGGAGAAAAAAGAGGAAAUUAAGGAUGAAGGUGCAGAGAGACUUAAACUAGAAAAGGACAGACAAAAACCUGUGGAGAUGGCAGAGAUAGAACCUCAAGAGGAAAUUGAGAAGAAGGAUGAAGUGCAGGAACAUCAAGCAACAACUAAAAGAAAUAAAACCAAUCAAGAAAAGGAGAGUAGAGAUGAAGGAGCCGAACUUAAAGUUCCUCCCAGAGGUCGCAGGGCAGCUAGAAAAACUCUCGCAACGAACCAAGACUCAACUCUAUCAAACAACGACGACUUCCCUGCACGGAGAACCAGAUCCCGCUCAAACUCCUCCAACUCUGUCUGCUCAGAUAAGUCCAUUUCAAGUCUGGUCAGCCAAGAGGGCAAAGGAAGAGGCCGAGGGAGGGGGGCAAAAGGAAGCCGGGAGGCAGCUGCUGUGGGAAACAGAAGCAGCCGAAGGAUCACAGCAGCUGCGAGGCAGACAGAGCAGCCCCAUUCCAGUUUAGACCCCUCCAGCUCCAUCAACUAUGAGAGGUCCAGUGUGAGUUCUGUAAACAGAGGAAGAGGAGGUAGGCAGCGAGGGAAAGGAAGGAGAACAGAGCCUGAACCAGAAAUCACAGCUUCUACCAUGAACAAGAGGAGCAGCAGACGCAGCAAAGCCCAGGAAUCCUCGAGAGAGCUUCUCCAGGAGGGUGAUGUAGAUGGAACAGGCGCCCCACCAGCUGGUACCAGUAGGGGGCAGCAACAAGCCAAUACUAGUGAACUAGAGCCUGCAGUCUUAAACCAUGAAAGGCAAUCAGAGCAAGAAGAAACUAUCCUUGAAAAAUCACCCGAACCUAAAAGAAAUGUCAGAGGCAGAGGUAAAAAAACGGCAAAGACUGAAACUUUGGAGAAGCCAGAACCUCCUGCAAUCACUGAUGUCAAUGAGGUCAGAAACAAAAGAAAAGGACGGAAAAGUGAAUUGGAGGUGAAUGCUGAAGAGCAACCUCCAAAAGUUUCCAAAGGGAAUGUUGAAGCUAAAAAAACUGAAAUACGUGCAGGAAGAGGGAAGGACAAAAUUCCUGAAGUGAUUCCUGCCAUUGACCAGGUGAGGAGAACUGGAAGAGCAUCCUGCCCUCCUGUGAAGAAAAAUGCAAAAGAAGCUUUGCUUGAAGGACAAGGUGCUGAAGAGGUGGGAGUGGAAACCAGCAAGAGGAGAGCUGGAGGUCGAAGAUCAGCGACUCAAGGAAACAAGAAAGAGGUUCUGGAAGACCAAACGGCAUCAGAAAAUGUGGGAACAUCACAGCUUGAGCAGCCCCAGACUCCCAAAAGUCGUCCCUCCCGAAAGCGGCAAGCGUCUGCAGACUCCCCCACUCUGGCAAAGACUCCCCGCUCCUCGUCUGGCUCCCCCGCGAUAGGUGAACGACGGCGAGCUGGAAGCCAGGCCUAUAAGGUGCUGUUCACAGGGGUGGUGGAUGAAGCUGGGGAGCGGGUGCUUGCUCGUCUAGGGGGCAGCAUGGCCAAAGGCGUGGCAGACAUGAACUGUCUGGUGACGGAUAAAGUCCGAAGGACGGUCAAGUUCUUGUGCGCCUUAGCCAAAGGUGUUCCUGUCGUCACCACAGAAUGGCUAGAGAAGAGUGGAAAAGCUGGAACGUUCCUUUCUCCGGCUCCUUUUCUUGUGAAGGAUCCCGAUCAGGAGACGAAGUUCAGCUUCAGUCUGGAGGAGUCGCUGAAGGCAGCAGGCCGUCAGUCUCUCUUAGAGGGAUACAAGAUCCAUGUGACAAAGUCUGUGAAGCCAGAGCCACCUCACAUGAAAGACAUCAUUUCCUCCAGUGGAGCCACUUUUCUACCAAAGAUGCCAACGUCCCAUAAGCCUCAGACUGUAGUGAUUUCCUGUGAGGAGGACUGGCAGCUGUGUGGCCCCGCUGUGUCUGCGUCCCUCCCCAUCGUCACUUCAGAGUUCAUCCUCACAGGGAUCCUGCAGCAGAAGCUUGAUUUUCAGACACAUGUGCUUCCUCCUCCUGCAGAGGGCAGAGGCAGGAGGAAGACUUAGGACAUGUCCCUUAGAUCAGUCUAACCUCAAAUAACAGGUUUGCCCAUCAUGUGUGGAUUAAAGUGGAAGCCUUUCAGGAGGGAAUCAGCCCAUUUUCUGUCUACAAUAUUAAGGAAAGUAUUUUUUUCCUAGAAAGCAGAGACCUAGAAUGUAAUCAGACUGGACGUUUUUAGAUGUGAAAACUUAAAGGUAUAUCAACAAACAUGUUUAAAAAAUAGAAUCAGUCUGAUCUGUUUAUUUUAUGACUUAUGCAUAAUUAAAACCUGCCUUUCUGGACCAACAGACACUGUGAAUGAAGUCAGCCUGCUAGGCUCCAUCAAACUCUACUUUUUCUUAUGCAUUUAGAUCAAAAAGGUUCGGCUAAUUCAAGGCUGAUACGGAUGGAUCUGUUUUGAAAUCCAUCUCCCAAGGUGGUCAAGCAGUAAGAAUAUUUCCUGUUCGGAUAAAAAAAAUUUUGAACACACUCCACCCCCGCCCCCAAGUGUGUUGCCGCUGUCUCCAUUAAGUAGGAGCACUCCAUUAGGGUCUUAUUCAAUCUUGUUAUCUUCACAGAGAGUAAGAUGUGAUAUACUCUGAGGGAUGCUGAUGCUGCUGCUACAUCAAGAUCCUAUCCUGUGUGUCUUUAGCUUUGUGUCCAAUCGGUACUGUCUGAUUGUGCAUAAAAGUUUACAUUUGUCA